GUCGCGGUGCCUGGCCGGGCAGAGGCGAGAGCGAGAGCGCGGCUCCUGCAGGCGGUGUGCGCCCGGCUGUCAUCAUGGGUGAUCAAGCUUUGAGCUUCGUCAAGGACUUCCUGGCCGGCGGCAUCGCCGCUGCCGUCUCCAAGACCGCGGUCGCCCCCAUUGAGAGGGUCAAACUGCUGCUGCAGGUCCAGCAUGCCAGCAAACAGAUCAGUGCUGAGAAGCAGUACAAAGGGAUCAUUGAUUGUGUGGUGAGGAUCCCUAAGGAGCAGGGUUUUGUCUCCUUCUGGAGGGGUAACCUGGCCAAUGUGAUCCGUUACUUCCCCACCCAAGCUCUCAACUUCGCCUUCAAGGACAAGUACAAGCAGAUUUUCCUGGGAGGUGUCGACAGGCAUAAGCAGUUCUGGCGCUACUUUGCCGGUAACCUGGCUUCCGGUGGGGCAGCUGGGGCCACCUCCCUCUGCUUUGUGUACCCGCUGGACUUUGCCAGGACCAGGUUGGCUGCCGACGUGGGCAAGGGUGCCUCUCAGCGUGAGUUCAGUGGUCUAGGCGACUGUCUCACCAAGAUCUUCAAGUCUGAUGGCCUGAGGGGUCUGUACCAGGGAUUCAGCGUGUCUGUCCAGGGCAUUAUUAUCUACAGAGCUGCCUACUUUGGAGUCUAUGACACUGCCAAGGGGAUGUUGCCUGACCCCAAGAAUGUGCACAUUAUUGUGAGCUGGAUGAUUGCCCAGAGCGUGACAGCGGUGGCAGGGCUGGUGUCCUACCCCUUUGACACUGUUCGCCGUAGGAUGAUGAUGCAGUCCGGCCGGAAGGGGGCGGAUAUUAUGUACACUGGGACACUAGACUGCUGGCGGAAGAUUGCAAAAGAUGAAGGUGCCAAUGCUUUCUUCAAAGGGGCCUGGUCCAAUGUACUGCGAGGCAUGGGCGGUGCUUUUGUAUUGGUAUUGUAUGAUGAGAUCAAAAAGUAUGUGUAAUGUAAUUAAAACUCAAGUUCUUUGAUUUCAGAUCCAUUGUGUGGUUUAAUAGACUUUUCCUAGGGGAAGUAAAAAAGAAGAUCUGGGGUAAAACCAGACUGAAAGGAAUAGCUCGGGAAAAAAGUACUUGAGUGUUCAUUAAACCACAAAUGUAUUUUGUAUUUAUUUUACAUUUAAAUUCCCAUGCAAAUAUCCAACAACAUCAUACUUAUAUAAUUAAUUGAAUAACUGAUGAAUAACUGAAUGUGACACAUCAAUAAAGACCACUUAAUGCA
Talpa occidentalis (Iberian mole) is the source of this 1246-nucleotide messenger RNA. It is a transcript of the gene SLC25A4, whose product is annotated as solute carrier family 25 member 4. The transcript has 4 exons. The record is from RefSeq and is a predicted model, not a curated record. Gene Ontology annotation, cellular component: mitochondrial inner membrane. Gene Ontology annotation, molecular function: ATP:ADP antiporter activity. Lineage: Eukaryota; Metazoa; Chordata; Mammalia; Eulipotyphla; Talpidae. The coding region runs from base 75 to 971 and encodes 298 amino acids. Gene Ontology annotation, biological process: mitochondrial ADP transmembrane transport; mitochondrial ATP transmembrane transport.